AUGGAAAAAAGGCAGUUCUUUGCCGUAGGAAAAAGGAAAACAUCAAUUGCUCGUAUCUUUAUACAAAGAGGUUCGGGAACAAUAAGUGUCAACAAAAAAAAGACUCUGGAUACCCAACUAAAAAGACCAGAGCUAAUAAAAAAGGCGUUGCUCCCUCUCGCUGUAACAAAGCAAGAUUCAUUAUGGGAUCUUAAAAUUAAUGUUAGUGGAGGGGGUCUCACUGGGCAGGCUGGGGCGAUAUCGCACGGCUUAGCAAGAACUCUUAUAAAAACAGAUCCCGAAUUGCGCCCUGCGCUGAAGAAGAACAACCUUCUCACAAGAGACUCUCGCAUGGUUGAACGUAAGAAGUAUGGAAAAAGGGGAGCGCGUCGCUCAUUCCAAUUCUCUAAACGUUAA
This is a messenger RNA of Ylistrum balloti, 396 nucleotides long. Its product is annotated as small ribosomal subunit protein uS9-like. Gene Ontology annotation, cellular component: cytosolic small ribosomal subunit; ribosome. Bases 1 to 396 code for a protein of 131 amino acids. The record is from RefSeq and is a predicted model, not a curated record. Gene Ontology annotation, biological process: translation. The transcript has a single exon. Lineage: Eukaryota; Metazoa; Mollusca; Bivalvia; Pectinida; Pectinidae. Gene Ontology annotation, molecular function: RNA binding; structural constituent of ribosome.